Nomia melanderi (Alkali bee) is the source of this 1612-nucleotide messenger RNA. RefSeq names its product Lipophorin receptor 2. Gene Ontology annotation, molecular function: protein binding; calcium ion binding; hormone binding. Gene Ontology annotation, biological process: receptor-mediated endocytosis; mRNA splicing, via spliceosome. Gene Ontology annotation, cellular component: plasma membrane; apical plasma membrane; catalytic step 2 spliceosome. The record is from RefSeq and is a predicted model, not a curated record. Lineage: Eukaryota; Metazoa; Arthropoda; Insecta; Hymenoptera; Halictidae.
UUGUUAUUGCAGGUGUCGACUAGUUUCCCUCAAGCUAGUGACCUGAUCAGGGGUUCCCCUAUUACCUCUACUUUAGGAGCUUCCCGAGUUGUUAAGUAGAUAAGUGAGCAGCUCUGUGUUCAGUACAAAAUAGGUGAAAGUAGGUAUGGAAAGGGUAACUCUCGCGAGGGGAAAAACCCUAGAGAACUUGUUAGCUCUCAGUUCGACACCUGUGUAUAUUGUACUAUAUGUUACUAUUGCUAAAAGCGCAAACUUUUACUGAUAUCUGACGCUUCUAUUUUAACUAAUGUUCAAAUUGCUUGAAUUUAAAUUAGAAAUUUUAUUUUACGAUUGUAUUACAUAAUUAUAAUGUUAUUGCACUUUUUGAUUAUGAACAGUGCAUACAUGUAUGAAUUUAAUAAAAAUGUUAAUAUUAGUUAACCUAUAAAAUAUUAGAAAUCACAUUGAAUGGUUAAGUUAAAAGUCUGUAUAGGAAUAUGAUUGUAUUUCGAAUUUAAACAGUAAAAUUUAUAAAAAUGUUAGAAAAAUCAUUAGAAAAAUUAGGAUUUACUACAUUUAAAUUACUUUAUUCUUAGAUAAGAUUUUUUUAUAUAUAUAUUUAAAAUGGAUAUUGAAUACAAAUUUAUAAGAGAAAUAGAUUGUAAGCAAGGAGCUGUGCGGUCUGUACGAUUUAGUGUUGAUGGUACGUACUGUUUAACUUGUGGAUCUGAUAGAAAAUUGAAAUUAUGGAAUCCGCACAGAGGAGUUGCUUUAAAAACGUAUGGAGGACAUGGAGAUGAAGUAAUGGAUGCUUGUGCAUCUUGCGAUAGUAGUCAAAUUGUUUCAUGUGGAUUAGAUAAAUCAGUGAUUCUUUGGGAUGUUGCAACUGGAACCUUGGUUCGUCGUUUAAGAGGUCAUGCAGGUCCUGUCAAUACAGUAAGAUUUAAUGAAGAAUCUACUAUGGCCAUUUCUGGAUCAAGAGAUAACUCAGUUAUGUGUUGGGACGUACGUUCUAAAGUCCCAGAACCUGUGCAAUGUUUAGGAGAAGCUAAAGAUUCUAUUUCCAGUGUUAAGGUAUCAGAUCACGAAAUUUUGACAGCGUCAUUUGAUGGGAAGAUACGCAGAUAUGACAUCCGCGUUGGUGAAAUGUAUGAAGAUUAUAUGGGAGAUGCAGUGACAUGUGCUAGUUUCACAAGAGAUGGUCAAUGCAUAGUGGUUAGUUGUGCAGAUGCUGUAGUUAGAUUAAUGGACAAAGACUCAGGAGAGUUACUUGGAGAAUUCACAGGUCACGUAGCAGAUAAUUUAUGCUUGGAAUCAAGCGUUGAUAUUCACGAUACUCAUAUUCUUUCUGGUUCAGCUGAUGGAAAGUUGUGGAUAUGGGACCUAGUUUCUCAGAAAGUUGUUGCAAAACUUUCAGGUAUUAAACCUACAAAACAUCCAAUAGUGUCCUUGUGCGUUCAUCCGCAAACCAACUGUUUCUUAGCUGCUAACGGACCAACCAUUUUAAUGUGGAAUGCUGUGUCUUUGGUGCAGGAAUAAUAUUUUAUAAAGAAACUUCUAUUAUGUAUAUUCUCAAUCACAAGUACAACGUUAUAUUGUAAAAUAAAGUUAAUCGUUAAUUUUUUUUACUGUA